This is a messenger RNA of Solea solea (common sole), 3859 nucleotides long. RefSeq names its product myocardin (gene myocd). Lineage: Eukaryota; Metazoa; Chordata; Actinopteri; Pleuronectiformes; Soleidae. The record is from RefSeq and is a predicted model, not a curated record. The coding region runs from base 232 to 2949 and encodes 905 amino acids. Gene Ontology annotation, biological process: smooth muscle cell differentiation; cardiac muscle cell differentiation. The transcript has 12 exons.
UUCAUGGGACCAACGCUUCACACUCACUGACUCAGAGAGGACAGACAGACGGAGAGAAGAAGAAGAAGAAGAAGAAGCUGCUGCUUUUUGAGUUCUCCCCCCGCACAGCUGAGUUGAUGAGGCGGCUCCAUCUCGUCUCAGGAGGCGCCCCCGUGGAGAGACGCUCCCCAGUGGCUUUAAUUUGACCCGUGUGUGACUCGUACGUGGGAACUGUAACAACUGUGAAGCAUUAUGACUCUUCUGGGCUCUGAGCACUCCAUACUGAUACGAAGCAAGUUCAGAUCAGUCCUGCAGUUAAGACUUCAGCAGAGGAGGACACGAGAGCAGCUGGCAGACCAAGGCAUCAUGCCUCUAAACCAGGGAAAGUUCCCAAAGCAGGAGGACUCGUACGCGUUCGAGGAGGACAGCAGCAGCGAGAGUCUGUCUCCGGAGCAGAUCCACAGCGACGAGUCCCAGGGUUCGGCGUGUCCUUCGUCCGAUGCAGUGGGCAGCGCACCAUCCUCGUCCUCCUCGCCUGCCCUCACCAGUACCCCACAGGGAGGUGCAACCAGAGACCCAACAGAACAAAGUCAGGAUGAAGGACUGUCCAGCACCAACAACAGCCUGGCUACUCCCCCAAUACCUGUCCCCGCUAUCGUCAAGUCCAAGACGUCGGACAAGAACCGGCACAAGAAACCCAAAGAUGUGAAGCCCAAAGUGAAGAAGCUCAAGUACCACCAGUACAUUCCUCCUGACCAGAAGGCAGAGAAGUCCCCUCCACCCAUGGACUCGGCCUACGCUCGCCUCCUGCAGCAGCAGCAGCAGCAGCUCUUCCUGCAGCUGCAGAUCCUCAGCCAGCAGAAACACUCGCACACACACUCACAGAGUCAGCAGCAGCAGCAGCAGCAUGCACACACUCUGCAGGUCCAGCAGAGGCAGCCAGCGUUCAGCUACCAGCCUCACCCGCAGGUCCAGACCCAGAAAGGAUCCAGUGAGCAGAUAUCGGUGUGCGGCUCCAGUGGUCCGUCCAGCACGGUCAACAGCAACUCCUCCUCUCCAGUGAAGAGCACACAUCCCAACCAAAGCAACAUCUCAGCUGUCAAACCUGGCUCACUGCCGGCCAAUCUGGAUGACCUGAAAGUUUCAGAGCUCAGGCAGCACCUUCGUAUCCGCGGCAUGCCUGUCUCAGGCACCAAGACCACCCUCAUCGAGAGACUCCGACCCUUCAAGGACUCCAACACUGGCUCCUCGCCAUCAGGCUCCUCUGACAUCACUACAGUGACCUUCCCCAUCACACCCACAGGGUCCUUGUCCUCCUACCAGUCCCCGUCCUCCUCCAGCGCCUUAUCUCAGGGAGGCUACUACCCGUACCCGAGCACUUCCUCCACCCCUCCCAUCUCUCCGGCCUCCUCGGAGCUCUCCCUCAGCGGCUCGCUCCCCGACAGCUUCAGCGACGUCCCCAUGUCCUCGCCGACGCAGUUCGGCCUGCAGCCGUCGCCGGCUCAGCUCAGCAUGGAGGACGGCGGAGGACAGAGGGCGGGGAACGUGGACGGCGUGGAGGCGGAAAAAGAUAAAAUGCUGGUGGAAAAGCAGAAGGUGAUCGAGGAGCUGACGUGGAAGCUGCACCAGGAGCAGAGACAGGUUGAAGAGCUGAAGAUGCAGCUCCACAACAGGAAACGCUGCUACGGAGCAACGCAGGACGCCGUCCCGCCUUCAUCUCACCCGUCCAUGCUCCGUCAGCAGACUCCAGCCAUGAUGAGCCAACACUUCUUUGGCGUGACCAUCAAGCAGGAGCCCAUGUCCCUGUCUACUAGCUGUCCUCUGUCCUCUCCAAAACAGUUGAAGAGUCCUCCCGCAAGCUGCGUGGAGGACGUGGGACACUGCAACACGUCCAUGUCGUGUAUGGACACUGCCCCGUCCUCCGGUGGCCCCCCCGCCAUGUCUGCCUUCCUCAGUCCAGAGUGCUCACCCACAGAAUCACCAAAUGGAAAGACCUGCAGAAGUCCUCAACCGCCAUCCCCUAAUAACCCCUACCUGCUGUCGCCUCACCCCCACACCCCGGGCAACAAUCGAGCAUCCAACAUGCAGAUGCAGCAGAAGAGUGGUGGACAGACGGUGAACUGCUCUUACGCCUCUGACCACAGAGUUCUUCAGGGAGACUUUCCCUCCUCGGCCGACUGUGGCCUGAACCACAGCGUCUUAGUCAAAGCCGAGAACCACAACAUGCAGACAAAGAUGUCAGUAUUGCCCUCUCCUCGGCAUGUUGACCAUAAAAGCCAGGUCUCUUCCCCUGCCUUCAGUAGCUCAGAUUCAGAUGCAUCUGACUUAAGACAGCCCCCGUGCUAUGAGGAUGCAGUGAAGCAGCAACUGACCAGAAGUCAGCAGAUGGACGAACUUUUGGACGUUCUCAUAGAGAGUGGAGGGUGUCCCGGCCUCCUCAUCCCGAGGUGCCACCGCCACUACGAGCACCAGUACCCCAACCAGCCCCACUACGAGCACUCGGCCAACCACAGUGCCGAGAGCCACCUGGAUACUUUGCUUGUGGGUCCGAUUGGCCGCGGCGCAGAGGCGGCCCUCCCGAAGAUGGCUGCUGCUGCUGACGACGACGGGCACAGAGAGGGCGACGGGUACGGCAGCCCACACAACCACAACCACCACCACCACCACCACCACCACCUACCGCACCCCCAACAGGACAAACACGUGACCAGCACCAGCAGGGAGCAGAUGGAAACGCCUCUGUCGCCUGUCAGCGCCAAGGCAUCCGCCUUCCCUGACGUGAUGGGGAUGGUAAACAUGGCGUUCAGUGAGACGCCAUGGGAGACGAUGGAGUGGCUGGACCUGAUGCCGCCAAACUCGGCCGCGGCCUUCAGUGUCCCGCCGCCGGGGGGCGUCUUUAACGCAGAGUUCCUGGACGCCACGGACAUUAACUUGCACUCUGCCAUGGACCUUCACCUGGACCACUGGUGAAAGCAACAGCACCUCCCAGUUGCUCGCUAACACUUAGCUCUUUUUUUUCAGGUUUUCUGAGGUGUGGUUGGAUGAAGUGGAGAUGUCUCCACACCACUAUUUUGUGUCCGAUACUAAUAUUUCCUUAUAUCUCUACUGAUUCUGCUAAAUUAAGAAGUCCAAUAGACUAUUUUACUGAUUAACAUCAACUUAGCCUUAAUAACACAUUUGUACUAAGGCCUCUUCAACAUCUAAUGUGGUUUUGACCGUUAUCGACGAACACCAACACUCAUUAUUGUAUCUGCUAGCAGGGGACACUAGAAAGAACCGAUUUUAGCCUCAUAACACCUAAUAAAAUAAUAUGCUCUCCCACACCAAACACCUACUGUACAUCACAGCAUACAGGAAUUACUGACCCACUGCUGCCUCCAUCAGUGAGUUCAAAUGUCCAAACUUCUGUGUUUGAAAUGUGUUGGAUUUACUUGAGUGACACAAACUGACCACACGAGGCAGCAGGAGACCAGCAGCUCCUGUGUCCCAGAGAGCUAAAAAUGUUCUCUAUGGACUUUGGUGAGAGCUCGACCACACGACCACACCUCAAUAAACCUGAAGAGCUGAUAAUCUACUUUUUUUUUAAAAGACUGAUGAAGGAGUCAGGAGUUUAACUACACAAUUAUGAGGUUCUCAUGACCUAGAGUUCAAAGACCAAGUGCUUUUUUUGGACACGAUUCACAAAAAUGCACAUGGACACGCGAAGGACUUCCUUCUGAACGGAUGAGCACGAUUUCAGUGCUUUUACGCUUCUUUUUUUUUACGCAACAUCAGUGUUAACGCCCACCUAGACUUGAAGACACGUUUAUUUUUCCGACAAUCAUUGUAUAUUUUCUACGAGUCUAUGUGUUUGUAUUACUGGAAAAACAAAAAACAAAAA